UGUGCUCACACAGGAGGGGCCAGACACUUCACCACUCUCAUCUGAAUGCUCCGAGCCUCUGAUGGAAAGCUUGGAAGUAGCCGAAAUGUAUCUAUGGGGAAAAACAGAUGGAUUGUGGAUGUUCUGAAGUCGUUCUCCUCUAUAUGGGGUGUAUGAUAUUCCUCUAUAAUCAGAAUGUGGAAUGAGCUCACUGCAGACUGUCCAGACGAACAGAGCUCACUUGGUCUCUACGUUGGCUGGAGGAUUAGUGGAGAAAUAUGAAUGUUUGCUUGACCACCUUCUUUCUCAAAAUGUCCUUAACUGGGAAGACUAUGAAGGAUUGAGUCUUGUGGGUCAACCUUUGUCCACUCUGGCUAGGAACCUCUUGGACACUGUCACCUGCAAAGGUGAAACUGCUUGUAAACUGUUUUUGGAUGUUCUACAUGACGUUGAGGAUUCUGCUCAUGAAGGUCACCUCUGUCUACAGCCUCCAGAAGACCUCUCUCAACCUUCUCAGUAUCUACAAAGGGAACGACCAAGAAUUGUCCAGUUGACCCAUAACUACAUAAAUGCUGUUUUGCAACAACUUUUGGAGCAUCACUGUAUCACACAGAUUGAAAUUGAGCAUAUACAGCUGCCUAUAUACUCAACAUCACAAAAGGCAAGAAGACUUCUUGAUCUCCUCAGAUUGAAGGGAAAUGAACCUGCAAGAUGCUUCAUAGAAUUCAUUUAUAACUUAGGCCAUGGGCUAGUAGCACAAGUCACAGAUGUUUGCUUAGGAUACCAGACUAAAUUGAAGACCACAAUAUCUGCCCAGUCGAAGUUCCUUAGCACUUAUGAUGGGUCAGAGAACAUGCGUUUGGAGGACAUUUACACACCAAGUAUUCUGGAGAUACCGACACAUUCAAACAACUCUGACAAUAUACCAGGAUCCCAAAACCAGGAUCUCCUGAGUAUAUUUAAUGCCCAAGGACUGAUUAAUGACCAUGCCGAUACAGUUCUCAUCCUCGGAGAUGCUGGGAGUGGUAAAAGUACAUUGCUUCAACAAAUCCAACAUCUUUGGGCCAAUAAGCAGGAAUUCCAUAACUUCAGCUUUGUUUUCCCAUUCAGUUGCAGAAGGUUGUGUUGUAUUACCAAGCCAAUAUCUUUAAUUACACUUCUGUUUGAGCAGUGCUGCUGGCCACCAGAUCAACUCCAGGAUCAAAUAUUCCAGUACAUUCUUGACCAUCCAAAGCAAGUCCUUAUCACAUUCGAUGGUUUCGAUGAGUUCAGGUUUGCUUUCACAGAUGACAGUAAACAUUGCUCUCCUACUGAACCGACAAGUAUAGCAGGUCUGGUUUUCAACCUCAUCCAAGGAAAUCUGAUGAAAGAUUGUAUAAAAGUGCUCACCAGCAGACCCGAUGCUGUGAACGCAAGUCUAAGGAAAUACGUAAGGAAAGAAAUGCAUUUAAAAGGUUUUUCUGAAGAAGGUAUUCAGUUUUUUAUGAAGAAGCACCACAGCAACCCAGACACGGCAAGAGACAUUAUCAGCUUGGUGAAAGCCAAUUCUUCUCUGCUUGGACUUUGCAAUAUUCCUGUCUUCUGCUGGAUUGUCUCAAAGUGCCAUAAGCAACUGAUCGCUUGCGGUGGCCAAACACCGCAGACCAUGACUGAUAUGUAUGUUCUCACGCUUAAACAUUUCCUCCUCCAUUCAUCAACAAAGAUGAAGGUAAGAGAGAAUGUCCUCUCUGAAAAUGUUCAUUCGAUCAGACACCUUGGGAAACUGGCCCUUAAUGGUCUCUGUCAAGGACUCUAUGUAUUUUCUUACCAUGAAAUUGCUAAGGAAGAGGUUGCUGAGGAGGACUUAUCCUUAGGGUUUCUUGUUCUUUCAAGGAACUUUUCUGAUGAAAAGCAGGCUUCACUCCAAUAUUAUGAAUUCAUUCACAUUACGUUUCAGUGUUUUUUUGCAGCAUUGUAUAUGAUCAUGAACGAUGACGUGGGCUCGUCUUUACUCCACAAGCUGUUCAAGUGGAAGAGGAAACCGACGAGUGAAUCUUGUGGAAGGGUGCACAGAAUUUCUCACCUGUGUCUACAGCCGAUCCUACAUAGACAAAUUAAACCUUUGCUCCACAAAAUAGAGAUUAGGAACAUGCAGAUUACAGCAACGUUUGUGGCAGGUCUGUUCUCCGAUGCGCUUUACAACAAUCUGGUUGCUUCAUGGCAGCCAAUAAAACUUCCAAAGAAACGUAAAAAAAUUAAAAGAUGUUUGACCAAAGGUAUCCAGAAGCACUUUCGUUCCAUACCACCUGCUUUGAAGGAUGAGAAGAAAAGCAUGCAUACUAUGCCAGAAUUCGUCUGGCUCAUAAAGUGUAUAUAUGAAUUACAAGAUGUCACAUUAUCUCAGAAGGCCGUGCAAGGUCUAGAUGUUGAUCACUUGAAGAUGACCUACUGUGGGAUCGGUCCAGCAGAAUGCACAGCAUUGGCUUAUGUCCUGACGCAUUUAAAGAAGCCAGUUGGCAUACAGCUGGAUCACAAUUCUGUUGGUGACAUUGGAAUUGAGCAGUUGAUGCCUUGCCUUCACAAGUGCCAGGCUUUAUAUUUGAGAGACAACAACAUUACUGACAGUGGGCUCUGCAGACUGAUGGAGCAUGCACUACAUUGGCCAGACUUCCAGAAGAUUGCGUUAUUCAACAACAGACUGACGGAUGAAUCCAUGAAUUCCAUCGCUCAUGUGUUAAAACACAAGCAAAACUUUCUGGCCUUAAGGCUUGGAAAUAACUAUAUUACCAAUGUUGGUGGACAGAUACUAGCAGACGGGCUAAGUGAAAACAAAUCAAUAAACUAUCUGGGACUCUGGGGGAAUCAGGUUGGCGAUAUUGGGGCAAAAGCUAUCGCUGAUGCCCUACAGGAUAACAAAUCUGUGGUAUGGCUCAGCUUGGUGGGCAACAACAUAGGAAGCGUGGGAGGAGAGGCCCUGGCUGGCAUGCUGGAGAGGAACACCGUACUGGAGGAACUCUGGCUUGAUGAAAAUGUAUUUCAGGAUAGUGAUGCCAUUUUAAUUGCAGAGAGUCUCAAGAAAAACCACGCCUUGAAGAUAUUGAAACUUUCUAACAAUGAUUUCAGUAAAACUGGAGUUUCUGCCCUAGCUGAGGCCCUGAAGACCAACAACGUUAUUACGGCCAUCUGGCUCAAAGGAACCAAGCUCACCGCAGAAGAAAAGGAAACAUUUGGACAGUUCGAUCGACUAUUUGUUAAAGGAUGAUCUAAAACCCGAUUAUCUAAAACCCGAUCCAUUUUCGCUGACCCAGAACAUGUAGAACAGAGAAGACGCACAGGUGGCUGCUUUGCCUCUCGUCCAUUCUUUACCCUGCAGCUCAACCACAGUCGCAACCAGGAUCUGAGGAAAUGAGGAGCUGAUUCCGAUUACACCAAGAAUACAAUAAAAGCAGCUCUACUGCAAAUUACUUUGGGUUCUGUGAUGAAAUUCUUGGGAUAAACCUCUUGGUUGUUACAGAAGAGACCUGGAG
Messenger RNA from Bufo bufo (common toad), 3485 nucleotides. It is a transcript of the gene NOD2, whose product is annotated as nucleotide binding oligomerization domain containing 2. Gene Ontology annotation, molecular function: protein binding. Bases 182 to 3220 code for a protein of 1012 amino acids. The record is from RefSeq and is a predicted model, not a curated record. Gene Ontology annotation, biological process: regulation of apoptotic process. NCBI's taxonomy places the organism in Eukaryota, Metazoa, Chordata, Amphibia, Anura, Bufonidae. The transcript has 12 exons.